GCUUGCCUCUUUUUUAUCUGAUGCUGACGUGUAACAUCACAUCCUCCUGUAUGCUAAACAGGAAAAGGCCUUCGUGUGCUUAAACACAACAUUCACCACUUCCUCCUCUAAUACCUUUACUUUCUGAUGAAGUGAAACACAGGACUGUGUUCAAAUCAACUUGGAUUAUUCUCAGUGGUCAGGCUACAGAGGCUAAAAGUAGUCACGUGAAAUAAAGCCAAAGUAACACAUCACUAUUUGGACCACAAAAAACAAUCAAAAUGGAGAGUCGAAAUAGCAGCAUUUGUGUGAUCAACGACAACAUGGUGCCGUUCGCCACAAUCUACAUCAUCAUCUUCCUGAUUGGGAUGGUGACUAGCUUGGUGGCUCUGUGGGCUUUCAUAACUAGCCGUAGUGCUAAAAAGUGCAUCAACGUUUACCUCAUCAAUCUUCUAACAUCAGACUUUCUCCUCAUGUUAGCAUUACCCGUCAAGAUUGCCAAAGAUCUUGGCAAUGCCUCCAAAGGUUUGACCAUCUUUCACUGCCAAGUGAGUGGGCCGCUUAUUUACAUAAACAUGUACGCAUCCAUCAUCUUUUUAGCAUUUGUUAGCAUUCAGCGCUACCUCCAGAUCACCCGCAGCUCCAAACUACUGCGGCUACAGGACGUGGGAUUUGCGGUGCUGAUGUCCUCUGUGGUUUGGUUCCUCGUACUCUUCAUCAACGUACCCAACAUGGCCAUCCCCAUCAAAAAAGACAUUGAAGAUAAAGUUGGCUUGACGUGCGCUGACUUAAAAGAGGAUUUGGGCAAGCACUGGCAUGCGUUGUCUGUGUUUCUGGGCAUGGCGAUCUUCUUCAACGCGUCGGUAGCCGUGCUUUUGUCCAACGGUCUGGUUUUGAGGAAGUUUUGGAGUCAGCAUGAAUCUGAGCCUGAGGAAAAGGCUAUCGCCCGACAUGCUGUUGUAAACAUUGCAUUGGUGACAUUGGCUUACGUAGUGAGCUUCGUGCCGUAUCAUGUUGUCCGCAUGCCGUACACCUUCACGCAGAUAGAGGUCAUCACUAAAUGCACCUUAAAGAAGAGUCUCUUCUUGGCUAAAGAGUCCACUCUGCUUCUGGCCAUCCUGCAUCUGUGCUUUGACCCUGUGCUGUACUUUGUUUUUUGCCGCGCAUUCAGGUAUCAGAUCACGAAGGCCUUCACUAAGAGAGACAGCGUUCCUACUGCUGAUCCGGAGUGAAAUGGUACCACGUUAGGGUGAAGUGCUUAGUUGGAUGCGAAUGUAGGAUUGAGAAAAAUAUCCCAUGAUUCUUAAAGCUAUCACUUAUACACUCUUUCUUCUUUAUAAUGAGCACAGAUGAAGUUUAAUGGAGAUUAACUCCAUUUAAUGGACAUUGCAGCCACUCAGAAGACCUUUUGUCUAUUGACCUUAUUAGGAAGUGUGCUCGUAUUUGCGAUUGUUUUAGUACUUUCGAUUCAGUAUCCUAUGGGAGAAAGGUUUAGGAAUAAAGCUACGGUCACACUAGAGUCCGUGUGUGGGAAAUUCUACCCUAGUAG
Messenger RNA from Danio rerio (zebrafish), 1528 nucleotides. The record is from RefSeq and is a predicted model, not a curated record. Lineage: Eukaryota; Metazoa; Chordata; Actinopteri; Cypriniformes; Danionidae.